AUGGAAGUUCACAACUCAUUAUCCAAGACGGGUAUUCUGAGCAAACUGAGUGCAACAAAAGAUCAACAACAAAGUACUUUUUGGGUGGUUGACGAACCAACUUCAUCACCCAAACUACCCAAUCUGACCACGGAACCAGUAACUAAAACAACAACAACAACACCAUCAUCAUCGUCACAAUCAUCUACGCGUCAGAUAGCUCUUGGGUCGACUGGCGAAGAGAGUAGACAUCCAUUUGACGGACGAUUAUCGAGUAAUCAAAAUAUGCAGGAUCAACACCACCAUCUUGAACCACUGUACGAACUCGCCCCGCAGACGCCUCUAGCUGAUGCCCAGAACAACGGUGAGCAAAACUCGUCUACUUCUUCCUCAAGUAGACUCACGGGAAGAAAAGUUGCCCGUUCUUUGAGGAUUUUCAGGCACGCAAACAAUGACGACGAAGGGCGCGGGUCGUCAGAAUAUGACGCUGCCGAUGUCAGCAGAGUGGCACUUGCCAGUCCUCUCAAGGAACAGGAUGGGGUCGAUGUCAUUGACUUGGAACCUGUGUCCUCGGCAACCUAUAUUCCUCACACCCCAGCCUACAAGGGAACAACAUCCACAGAUAAGCUCGAUCUGUUUCGACAUUUGGAGCUCGAGGAUCCACGGAUACCAACGCUGGCAGCAGCGCCUCAGCAUCUAACGGCAAAUGUCGAGUUUGACCAUAGUGUCAAUGGCAACAUUACCAACUUUUCCACAAUCUUGAAUAAUGAACUAAAGGGAAAUAAAAGCAUACAACAGAAGGAAGUGGAGAAGAUUGAGAAAAUCAUCCAUUAUUCAAGAGCUUCAACCCCGGCCGAUAUUUUGGAAAGGGAAACUGGUGCACUUGACAACACCGUGGUCUUGAAAGAUCAACAGAGUUUGGACAAGAACAUUGAGGAGUUUCCCUUGCCAGUAGAGUUGAGACCGUUCAAAAACAAGGUUGGGGGCCACACUGCAAUCUUUAAAUUUUCGACGCGAGCGGUAUGCAAGGUUUUAGUCAAUAGAGAGAAUAUAUUUUACGAAUCCGUUGAGAUAUACCAUCCCGAGCUUCUAAGAUUCAUGCCCAGGUAUAUUGGGGUAUUGAACGUCCGGUAUUCUAGUAUGGUGGACGAGAAGGACGUGCAAGCGGAGGAAAAAGACAAGGAAAAAGAAAAAGAAGAUGGAAAAGAAGACAGAAAAGAAGACGAGGUUGAAGUGAGGAAUGAAGAGAAAAGGAAGCUGGAAAAUGUACCAGAGGUGGUUCUAGACGAUAACAAACACAUAAUUCCUGAUACGUUGUGGAAACAAUACUCGAGCUCGUUUCCCUCGCCAAAAUUCAGUUCGUUGGGCAGUACGAAAACCAGUCCCGUGCCAAGUUUAACAAACUCGCCAGUACAGAGACCCAACCAGGGGGCAACGUUGGUGAAUACUGAGUUGCAAGUUCAGGUGUUGCAGGAAGUAUUUCUACCAACUUUUAAACUGCUGGAUGACGGGUUUUUCAACAUGGACGAAGAAUUGCACAGGAGCAAUCAUCAUCAUCAUCACCACAAUCAUCACGCCAGCAACCAAGAUCAUCUUAGUCGUCAAAAUUCAGCUGCACUGAUGACAAGUUUGCCUAGACAUCCAUUCUUACGCAAGCACACUAGAUUCGAAAGGUUCAUCUUGUUGGAAGAUUUGACUUCCAAUAUGAGCAGACCAUGUGUUUUGGACUUGAAGAUGGGCACUAGACAAUACGGUAUUGAAGCAAGUGCAAAGAAGCAAAAAUCACAGCGACGCAAAUGCUUUGUAACGACAUCAAGGCAAUUGGGAGUGCGUGUUUGUGGUUUACAAAUCUUUACUCAUGACAAUCAUUUCUUGGUCAAAGACAAGUACUUUGGGCGGCGAAUAAAAGCAGGCGUGCAAUUUUGCAAAGUCUUGGCCAAGUUCUUGUACAAUGGGAAAGACAUCUAUUCGAUCUUGUUCCGAGUCAUCCAUCUCAUCAAUCAGUUUAAUGAACUUCACAGUAUCUUUAGUGCAAUUCCCGGGUACAGAAUGUACGGUUCGCUGGUGUUGUUGAUGUAUGAAGGCGGCGGCAAUGCUGGUGCUGGUGGCUACGACCAAGUUCAGGUUAAGAUAAUAGACUUUGCUCAAUCAGUCAGUUCGGAAGAAGAGAUUGAACAUGCACACAUUCCACCAUUGCAUCCACAUGAUGUUGAUCUUGGGUAUCUACGUGGUCUUUACUCCUUGAUCCAAUAUUGUAAAUACAUCUUUCACAUUUUGAGUGAGACCAAGAUAGACGACACCGACAAGAUGCAAGACUGGAUUGAUGAGCAUAGACAAUUACUAGACACCAAUUGUUUGUGGUUGGAUGAUUAUGCCGAAGUUGAUAAUCAAGUAGAUGGUGGUAUUAACGACAUCGAUGCUAAUGACCCUUUUAAUAUUGACUAUUCUUUAGAUUAUGACGAUAAUAAUAUGUCCGAAUAA
Messenger RNA from Lodderomyces beijingensis, 2460 nucleotides. The record is from the annotation of a GenBank genome assembly. NCBI's taxonomy places the organism in Eukaryota, Fungi, Ascomycota, Pichiomycetes, Serinales, Debaryomycetaceae.